Molecule: messenger RNA, 1496 nt
Organism: Opisthocomus hoazin
Lineage: Eukaryota; Metazoa; Chordata; Aves; Opisthocomiformes; Opisthocomidae
Source: RefSeq, a predicted model, not a curated record
AUGCGCAACGAGCCUGGCGGUGCGCUGCUCGCCGAAGCUGCCCAGAUUCGGGGUACCGGAGCCCUCCACAGCUGGUGGGUGCAUUACUCUGGCAGGGGCAGGAUUCGUCCGAGGACUGCCCACCGACGAAUCCUGUGCUCUGGGGAAUUUAACAGCAAAACUCCCUUUGAAUUCAGUGGUACGUGCUUGGAAAACCCCACCCUGCUAACAACUGUUAAUAAAAAUGGAAUUUACCAGUUUGAACAGACUUCAAAAUGUAAGGCAAUUCAGGACAACAUUUUGUCAUCAUCUAUCAAGAAGAAAAGAUAUUCGGAAGAUUAUUAUCUUCACAUAGUCACAAAACUGCAGAACUGCACCUGGAUAAGGAGACCAGAAGAAUCUACAAAAUUCAGGUCAGAAUUAGCUUCCUGCUGUGAUGCAGUUCACAAUUUUAUUGCUUCUCAAAACAACACCCCGCUGGGAAGUAAUAUGAGUUACGAAGUGGACAGUAAAAAGACCAUCCUCAUUACAGAGGACGUUUUUAAGAUGCUGCCUGUGUCCUCUCCUCUUUCCUAUCCCUUCAAGACCUGUGCUGUGGUUGGAAAUGGAGGCAUUCUGAAAAAUUCCAGCUGCGGAGCUGAAAUUGAUCAUUCUGACUUUGUGUUUAGGUGUAACCUCCCUCCAACCAUGGGAAGCAUUAGCAAAGAUGUUGGCAAUAAAACAAACCUUGUGACUGUUAAUCCGAGUAUCAUAGCUCAGAAAUACAACAAACUAAAUGAAAAGAAGAUAGAAUUUCUGGAGAACAUUGCAGUCUAUGGAGAUGCUUUCCUUUUAUUGCCAGCAUUUUCCUUCAGAAGCAACACAGCCACUUCUUUUAAAGUAUAUCACACUCUGCAAGAGUUCAAAGCAACCCAAAGGGCAAUAUUUUUUCACCCCACCUAUCUGAAAAGUCUUGCCCAGUUCUGGAGAACUAAGGGUGUGAAAGCCUACCGGUUGUCGUCUGGUUUUAUGAUCACUAGUGCUGCUUUUGAGCUGUGUGAGAAUGUGAAGCUCUACGGCUUCUGGCCUUUCUCAAAAUCCACAGAGAAGAUGCCAAUCAGCCACCACUAUUAUGACAACCAGCUGCCUAAACCAGGUUUCCAUGCAAUGCCCAAAGAAUACAACCAGAUCCUUCAGCUUCAUAGCAAAGGCAUUUUGAAGUUGCAGUUGGGUAAAUGUGAAUCAGACUAAAAAGGGUGGUGAUCCUAAGGAGACAAUUUGUGUAUAUCUCAGCAGUUCGGUGUUGGAUUUGGUCUGAUGUGGUUUUGUGAGCAUUAAACUGCAUUAUUACAAUAGAGAAAUAUUUUACACUUGGGGAGAAAAGGAAGUGAUUUUUCACACAAUGACUGCUACAUUUCCGAAUUUUGAGUAAUCGUUUUCUUAAAUACAAAAUCGCAUUUAUUUCGGAAAUUCUGAAACUCCUGACUAUUGGUUUAAUUGUAGCAAAGCACAAUCUCAGGAUGGUGGCAAUAUGUGAC